This is a messenger RNA of Clarias gariepinus (North African catfish), 3580 nucleotides long. RefSeq names its product scavenger receptor cysteine-rich type 1 protein M130-like. Lineage: Eukaryota; Metazoa; Chordata; Actinopteri; Siluriformes; Clariidae. Bases 60 to 3242 code for a protein of 1060 amino acids. The transcript is spliced from 18 exons. Gene Ontology annotation, cellular component: membrane. The record is from RefSeq and is a predicted model, not a curated record.
CUUCUCUCUGUCUCUCUGGGUGAGUGGAGGUGAACACAUCGUGUACAGUGAGGAGGGAGAUGGAAAUCUGUCUGACUUUUAUUCUUCUCUCAUCCACACUCACACUCACAGCAGCUGACAGUGUGAGGUUGGUGAAUGGUGGAAGUCGCUGUGCUGGGAGAGUGGAGGUUCUUCAGGAGGAACAGUGGGGAACAGUGUGUGGUUCUGCCUGGGAUAUGACUGAUGCUGCAGUGGUGUGUAGUGAGCUGCAGUGUGGGGAGGCUGUAGAUGCACCUCAGUUCGGUCACUUUGGACCAGGAUCAGGACCAAUCUGGAUGGUUGAUGUGGACUGUAGAGGAUCAGAGUCGACACUGAAGAACUGUAGGUCAGUUAGUAGAGGAGAAGAUUAUGGCUGUGUUCAUGGUUUUGACGCUGGAGUCACCUGCUCAGGUAAAAAUGUGAGACUCAGUGCUGGCCCUCACCAGUGCUCUGGGAGAGUGGAGGUGUAUCAUGGAGGUUCCUGGUCCACAGUGUGUGAUGCUGACUUUGACCAGCAGGAUGCAGAGGUUGUGUGUCAAGAGCUGGGCUGUGGGAUUCCUGUGAAGGUGCUGGGAUCAGCUGCUUUUGGCCGAGGAGAGGGUCAGGUGUGGACAGAGGAGCUUCAGUGUAGAGGAAAUGAAUCUGAGAUUACCUUCUGUCCAACAUCAUCUUCACUCAAACACUCACACUGCUCCCAUGACAACGAUGUAGGAUUAAUAUGUUCUGGUCACACAAAGGCGCGGCUGGUGAAUGGACCGGACUCCUGUUCUGGUCGAGUGGAGCUCCAGUACCUCAGUGACUGGGGCACAGUUUGUGCUGUAAACUGGGGUAUGAACACUGCAGAUGUUCUCUGUGCACAGCUGGAUUGUGGGAGCGCUGUGGCUGUGGUGGGGGUGGACUGGUUUGGGGAGGGGAGUGGCCACAUCUGGGCUGAUGUGUUUGAUUGUCAGGGAAAUGAGACACACCUAUCACAAUGUGGCGUCUCAUCAUGGAGUCGAGCUGCAUGCUCUCAUAAACACGAUGCUGGAGUCAUCUGUAAUGGAUCAUCCAUGGCAUUUCAUGAGGGGCGAGUGCGGUUGUCUGAAGGGAGCGAGUGUCAGGGGGAGGUGAAGAUUUAUUUCGGGCAGGACUGGAGGAGAGUUCUCCUGGACUCGUGGAGUCUGUCUGAGGCGUCUGUGCUUUGCAGACAGCUGGGCUGUGGCUCUGUGCUGAACUACCGCUCCUCUUCAUUCACCACUGAACACAAACACAUGUGUGUAACGGGUUUCAGCUGCUCUGGGAGUGAAGCUCAUCUGGGGAACUGCAGCAGUGCACAACCUGUCAACUGCAGCUCCGGGGAACAGCUCUACAUUACCUGCUCAGCUAAAAAAUUAUUUAACCCAGACCCCAGGUCCAUCAGGCUGGUUGGUUCUGGGGGAGACUGUGCAGGAAGGCUGGAGGUUUUCCACAGUGGCUCGUGGGGGACAGUGUGUGAUGACUCGUGGGAUAUUGAGGAUGCGCAGGUGGUGUGCAGACAGCUGCAGUGUGGAGUGGCCCUCAGUACCCACAUACCAGCCUGGUUUGGUCCUGGAACUGGGUCCAUAUGGCUGAAUGAGGUGGAGUGUGAAGGGAACGAGACGUCCCUGUGGAACUGCAGAUCUCAGCUGUGUGAAGAGGGGGAAUGUGGACACCAGGAGGACGUAGGAGUCGUGUGCUCAGAUUUUAAAGAGAUUCGACUUUCUGAGGGCUGUAAAGGGAAUCUGGAAGUGUUCUACAAUGGAACCUGGGGUAAUGUGUGUCACAAUCAGAUGGAGAUGGAGUUAGAAACAGCAAAUAUGGUGUGUCAAGAGCUGAACUGUGGAAGACGUGAGCAUUUGGGCUCAAAGAGCACAAGAGCGGAAUCUUCUCCUAACUGGCUGGAUCAUGUGAAAUGUAGGAAACAUGACUCUAAUCUGCUGAAGUGUCCAUCUUCACCCUGGGGACAGAACAGAUGUAAUAAUCGUAAUGAUGAGGUCAUUCACAUUACCUGCACAGGUAGAAGAAUUUACUCUUUACACUUGUGUGAGUGGAGCUGUUCUUCAGCAUUGGUGUUUUUCUUCAUGUGUGAUGUGUGUGAUGUAGAGCACUGGUCUCUCAGGCUGAGUGGAGGAAAGGGAAGCUGCUCUGGGAGGUUGGAGGUGUAUCAUAACGCUACGUGGGGCUCCGUUUGUGAUGAUCAGUGGAACAUCAGGAACGCUCAGGUGGUGUGCAGACAGCUGGGCUGUGGCUCGGCGCUGAGUGCUGAUAGGAAUGUUAGCUUUGGUCCUGGUGAAGGGACUAUCUGGCUGAACAGAGUGAAGUGUCGAGGGGAUGAGAUUCACCUGUGGGACUGUCAUCAUUCCCUGAAGAAACACACUGACUGCUCUCACGCUGGAGUCACCUGUGCAGACAUAUCCACAGUGUCCACUACUACACCCACCACCACCACCACCACCACUACAACCACCACCACCACAUCAGGAAGAGCCGCUCCAAAUCCUCCAUCAGCUGUAGCUCCACCCACCCCUCCACUGGUUCUCUUUGUGUUGGGAACGCUGCUCUUCCUGGCCUUAGUGCUUCUGGUGGUACUGUUUUACCAGAACAGAGUGCUCAGGAGAGUUGUCUCUAAGACGAGGCGUAAGACUCAGCCUGAGGCAGUCUAUGAGGAGAUCAACCACAGAUCCAUCACUAGAAGAAUCACAAGCUCCACUCAAAGAGGAAGUCUCCUCUCUGAAGAACAGCAUUCUGGGUAUGAGCAUGUGGAUGAUGAGCUUCUCUCAGUAAAGUCUGGGAUUGGAGAAAAGGCUCAGUAUUAUGAUGAUGUCAUCGACACCAGUGACUUCAUAAGUGAUACAGGAAGAGUUAAGCCACCAGAGGACUAUGAUGAUGCCGUCACUGCUGGACCCAUCGCUGAUAACGUGGAGGAGGAUGAAGCUGAGAAUUAUGAUGAGGCCAUUACAGCUGAUCAGAAGUCAGUUAUACUGACAGAGGACGUGUCCGAGAACUAUGAUGAUGCAGUUACGGCUGAAACAAACACAAACAUCACCACAGACAAUCCAGAAGAUUAUGAUGAUGUCAUUACUGAGGAACAGGAUGGAGGAGAGACAGAAGAAUAUGAUGAGGUGGAGGAGAAAUCUCAGAAAGACAGGGACCAUGUGACUGAGACACGCCCCCAAAGGCCUUUUCUCAGGAAAUUACAUUUCAACUUUUAUAAACACAAACAAUGAUUUGAUUCUACUUCCAAUAAUUUCAUGCAUUCUGAACCAUGUUCAUUUUCUCACCUUGUUAUUAGCAAAUAGAUUAGGGAGAGUUAAAUCAGCUCCAUUAUUACUGAACCAAAUGUUUCCAGCUUUCCUUUUACAACACAUUUCUGACAAUUCAUCUGAAUAUCUUGUCUUUGUAAACAAUAUGCAAGCAAUAUAUACGUCUAGGUUUCAUGCUGUGUGUUUAACUAUAAAACAUAUCAUUGAAAUGAAUGUUUUGUUGCAGUCUCUAUUAGGGAGCUGUGUAUGUUGGAAGUUUCAUUACGGAUUCUCAGAUUUUCAUGUGAAAUUCUCAGGUUUCC